Protomyces lactucae-debilis is the source of this 1272-nucleotide messenger RNA. Its product is annotated as platelet-activating factor acetylhydrolase. NCBI's taxonomy places the organism in Eukaryota, Fungi, Ascomycota, Taphrinomycetes, Taphrinales, Protomycetaceae. Gene Ontology annotation, molecular function: 1-alkyl-2-acetylglycerophosphocholine esterase activity. The record is from RefSeq and is a predicted model, not a curated record. The transcript has a single exon. The coding region runs from base 1 to 1272 and encodes 423 amino acids.
AUGCGCUUGAACCCUCUGUCUCCCUACCUCCCACGCUACCCAGGCCCUUAUCAAGUCGGUACCGCAGAACUCGAAGUCAACCUACCACUUGCAUAUCGCCGCACGUUCGGUGAUGAUCCACCCCUCGAUACCUGUCUCGUUCGCCUCUUCUAUCCAAUCUCUGAAGAAUCCCAUCAUGCGGCUCGUAGACGACCGAGAUGGCUUGGUGAAGGUGGGUUCACAGUUAAGGGAUAUGCGCAAUUCCUUGGCAUCAAGGAGAAACUCCUCUCUAGUGUAUCGUUGCUUGGAUUGCGAUGGACGGAGAUCCCUGCAGCGCUAGACACACCAAUCCUACCAGCAUCUCCAGGAAAGACACUCUGGCCAUGCGCAUUAUUCAGUCAUGGCCUCGGCGGCUCGCGGAAUGCGUAUAGUCAAGUUUGUGGGAGUUUAGCAAGUGGUGGUCAAUUUGUCUGCGUAGUGGAGCACCGUGAUGGAUCUGCUGCCAUUUCUGUCAUACGUCAGGGACAGCCUGAUGAGCGGGUCGUGUCGUAUGUAUCCAUCAAGGAGACAAACCCUGUGACGGUUGCGAAACGGCGUGCACAGAUGGCACAGCGCAUGUAUGAGAUGGGUCUAGGACUUGCACUGACGCGCUCGUUGAACCGAGGCGACGGUCGUUUCCUGGGUGAACCGCUAGAGAUUGUUCGACAGGAAGGAUUUUCAGAAGCGUUGAAACAGAGUCUACGCGGACAGCUACUUUGCGAUAGUGGCAAGAUUCUGGCCGCUGGUCAUUCGUUUGGCGCAGCGACGGCGGUGCAUUGCUGUAAAGAACAAGGUGAAGUCUUGCCUGCGCAAGAAACUGCGAACCCCUUCAAGAACGAAUUCGGGGCGGCUGUGUUGUUGGAUCCUUGGAUGGAAGUCCUUCAGGAUUCAGAUACAAAGCCCUUGGAUGUGCCGAGUAUCGCAGUUGCAAGUGAAGCGUUUCAAAAAUGGUCGAGCAAUUUCAAUGCUUUGAAACAAUUACUACGGCCCACAGCGAGUAAUGGUGGACGCAACAGAUUGCUGUGGGUCCGACAAUCUGCGCAUCUGUCGCAGUCCGACUUUCAGCUGUUGUUUCCCCUGGCGACUAAGUAUGCGUUCAAAGCAGCGAUUGAUCCGCAUGAAGCCAUGUCACUCAACGUUCGUGCUGUUCGGGAGUACCUGAGAAAUCUAGGCAUUGGUCAAGAAGCACCUGACCUUGAUAUUUGGAAAGGACUGGACCAGGAGACGAAUGUGUUGCAGGAGGAGAAGCUAUAG